CUCGAAAAUCUUUCUUUUUUCUUGUCAUCCUCUCGUAAGAAGCACGUUUCUGGCUUGUAAGACUUAAACUAACUUUCUGAAAGAAUCCAAGUAAAACUAACCAAAGAAGGAUGACCAAGGGAACUACCAGCUUUGGCAAACGCCACGUCAAGACGCACACGAUCUGCCGACGCUGCGGAUCCUCGUCGUACCACAUCCAGAAGUCGAAGUGCGCCGCCUGCGGUUAUCCCUCAGCUAAGAUCAGGUCCUUCAACUGGUCCCGCAAGGCCAAGUCCCGUAAGGCCCAGGGCAACGGAAGGAUGCGUUAUCUGAAGAUUGUGCGACGUAGUUUCCGGAAUGGAUUUCGCGAAGGCGGUAACACUCCCAAGAAGUCCGAAUAGGAAAGGGCUGCAAACUAAUGGCCAAUAAAAGCUAAAAUAAUGUGCCGGAUCUGAA
Messenger RNA from Drosophila bipectinata, 435 nucleotides. It is a transcript of the gene RpL37-2, whose product is annotated as Ribosomal protein L37-2. The record is from RefSeq and is a predicted model, not a curated record. Gene Ontology annotation, cellular component: ribosome; cytosolic large ribosomal subunit. Gene Ontology annotation, molecular function: RNA binding; structural constituent of ribosome. Lineage: Eukaryota; Metazoa; Arthropoda; Insecta; Diptera; Drosophilidae. Gene Ontology annotation, biological process: translation.